Durotheca rogersii is the source of this 1626-nucleotide messenger RNA. Its product is annotated as putative flavin-containing polyamine oxidase. Gene Ontology annotation, molecular function: oxidoreductase activity. The record is from RefSeq and is a predicted model, not a curated record. NCBI's taxonomy places the organism in Eukaryota, Fungi, Ascomycota, Sordariomycetes, Xylariales, Xylariaceae. Bases 1 to 1626 code for a protein of 541 amino acids. The transcript is spliced from 4 exons.
AUGAGAUUCAUAACUCACCCUUUCCCCAUCGCUGCGGUAGGGUGGUGCAUCCUCGCCGCGCCAGCUGAGGUCACUGCCACACGCAGAGGGGACAACAAUACCAUCGAGUGUCGUAGAGCAACGGUUGCUAUUCUUGGGGCUGGUGUCGCUGGCAUUACAGCCGCCCAGACCCUGGCAAAUGCCUCCGUCUCAGACUUCUUGAUCGUCGAACGCAAUGACUAUAUCGGUGGCCGCGUGGUGCAUACCCAUUUCGGCCAAAAACCUGACGGAACCCCUUACACGGUCGAACUCGGCGCGAAUUGGGUUCAGGGGUUGGGUUCAGAGAGCGGGCCUGAAAAUCCCAUCUGGACGCUGGCCCGGAAGCACAAGAUAAAUAACACGGCGUCGAACUACGAGUCGAUAUUAAAUUAUGACAAGGACGGCGCGGCCGACUUCGACGAUCUAGUCGCCGCGUUCGACGAGGCGUACGCGAUCGCCGAGCAGGACUCCGGAUAUGUGCUCACGGACAACCUGCAAGACACUAGCAUGCGGGCCGCCUUAAGCCUCGCCGGCUGGAAGCCGAAAGACGACAUGCACGCUCAGGCGCUUGAAUGGUGGAACUGGGAUUGGGAGACGGCGUGGUCACCGGAGCAGAGCGGUUUCCUGUUCGGCAUCGCAGGAUACAACCUGACCUUCUACCAGUUUAGUGACCAGAACAACUUCGUGUGGGACCAGAGAGGAUUCAAUACGUUUGUAGCCGGAGAAGCAAGCGAAUUUCUCGAAGCGAACGACUCACGGUUGCUAUUGAAGACUGUUGUGACGGAGAUCUCGUACGACUCCGGCGGCGUUAUUGUUCACUUCGAAGGCGGCGGUUGUAUUGAGGCUGAAUAUGCUAUCGCUACCUUUUCGCUGGGAGUGCUGCAGAAUGAUGUGGUCAGAUUUGAUCCGCCGCUGCCGCGAUGGAAGCGCGAGGCCAUCGAACAAUUGCAGAUGGGCACGUACACUAAGAUCUUUCUGCAGUUCAACGAGACCUUUUGGGACAAGGACACCCAGUUCUUACUCUACGCCGACAACAAGACCCGAGGCUACUAUCCCGUCUGGCAAUCGCUCUCAGCCCCAGGUUUCAUCGAAGAAUCUAACAUCAUCUUCGUGACCGUGGUCGACACCCAGUCGCACAGGAUCGAGAAACAAUCUGACGAGGAGACCGAGGCGGAAGUCAUGGCUGUCCUCCGGACUAUGUUCCCAGACAAAAAUAUCCCAAAGCCGCUUCAUUUUAUGUACCCACGGUGGAGCACAGAGAAAUGGGCCUAUGGCUCGUACAGCAACUGGCCGGUCGGCAUGACGCUUGAGAGGCACCAAAACAUGCGCUCUAACGUAGAUAGGCUCUGGUUUGCCGGAGAGGCGACCUCAGCACAGUACUUCGGGUUUUUGCACGGAGCCUGGUUCGAAGGUCAUGACGUCGGGAUGCGAAUCGCUGGUUUGCUCGGCCAGGGCGGGAACGUCAGCCAGUGUGAUAGUAACUCGACUUUCGGGUGUGGAAGGAUGGUGAACUACACGGAUCUCCAUGGGACAACCUUCCCAGAGGAGUACAAUGUGCAGAACGGGUGGUCGAAGAGCAGUUUUUUAACAUAUGGUCAUGGUGGAUAA